Messenger RNA from Panicum hallii, 3157 nucleotides. Its product is annotated as protein WHAT'S THIS FACTOR 1. Gene Ontology annotation, molecular function: RNA binding. The coding region runs from base 181 to 1413 and encodes 410 amino acids. Lineage: Eukaryota; Viridiplantae; Streptophyta; Magnoliopsida; Poales; Poaceae. The record is from RefSeq and is a predicted model, not a curated record. The transcript is spliced from 2 exons.
GAUGGGGACGGGAGAAGUCAGAUGUGGCAAGUGGGGUGGGAUGUGGAGUGGGCCCAUGAUCGAGCGGUUAGAAUGCCUUUAAUUUUCGUGCAACAUUUGAUCAAACCCUGACUGAAGUACUGGACUGAACCCAGCUAGUUAGUCCCACGCGGCCGUCGACCGCCGCCGCCGCCGCCCGCGAUGGCGCGCCGCCUCUUCUGCGCCACGAGAGCGCUCCUUCUUCCCUUCCCAGCUCCCGCGCCGGCGCCGGCGCCUGCCCCGAUAUCUUCCGCGGCGGUUGCGGAGGCGGCGGCUUCGCUCCUGCCACUGCUCCCCUGCAAGCGGCGCAAGAAGCUCCUGAAGAAGCUCAACAGCCCGCGGGUCGCGCCCAUCGAGCCGGAGGCCGCGCGCCGUGUCCCGGAACUCGACGCCGUACUCGACCGCGAUACGGCCUUCCGGUUCCUCCACCGCGCGCGCUCGUUCCUGGCUUCCCUCCCGCCUCCCCACCGGAUCCCCCUUUCCGAGGCCGGCAAGCUGUACCGCGAGCUCGGUUUCCCCCGUGGCCGCAAAGUGGCGCGCUCCGCUGCGCGCCACCCGCUGCUGUUCCACCUCCCCGUCGUGGACUCCGUCCCGCACCUCGCGCUCACGCCGUUCAUGCGCUCACUCCUCGAGGAAGAGCGCCGCAUCCACGAGACGCUCCUCCCGUCGCGGGUGCGCGCAGUCCGGAAGCUCCUCAUGCUCACCGCCCACCGCCGCGUGCCGCUCGCGAAGCUCCACCACUGCCGCGCGGUGCUCGGCCUCCCCGAUGACUUCCGAGACCGCGUCCGCGACUUUCCGGAUGACUUCCGCGUCGUCGUCGACCCCGCGGACGGCCGCCAUGUCCUCGAGCUGGUGCGCUGGGACCCCGCGCUCGCCGUCAGCGCGCUGGAGCGCGACUACGUCGUGGACGAGCGCCGCGUCCGGCGCACGUUCCGCUUCGCCGUCCCGCACCGCCGGUUGAUGCCGCUCGACGCGGAGGACGCUGACCGCCUCGACGCAGCGACCACAUUCCCGCUGGUCUCACCGUACACCAACGGCGCGCUGCUCAAGCCAUGGACGCCCGAGGCGGAGAAGUACCGCGUCGGGGUGGUGCACGAGUUCCUGAGCCUGACAGUGGAGAAGCGCGCGAUGAUCCACCACAUAGUCGAGUUCAAGGAGGAGUUCGGGCUCACGCGGCACAUGUACGAGUCGCUGAAGAAGCAGAACCGCGCGUUCUACCUCGCCGGCACGGAGAUGAACUGGGCCCUGUUCCUCAGAGACGCGUAUGAUGAAAAUGGCAUACUCAAGGAGAAGGAUCCCCUGGUGCUGUUCAAUGAGAAACUGCAGCGCUAUGCCUGCAUGACCAAGAUGGAUUCCGGAGAGGCCAUGACUGAUGCUUCGGGCUUGACUGAAUAGAAUCAGCUUUCAGUUUGGUGGCUUGUGCCUUGUUCAUCUCCUACUCGGCCAUUGAACUCGGUCAGGUAUACAGUUCUCGCUAGAAUUACAUUUUAUCUUCAAUGUCUAUAGAUUUUUCACUGUUGUUGUAUUGGGAAAAUUCAUUUUUAUACUGCCUGGUUUCAUGUCUUAAUCAGUUUCCCUCCUGAUGAAUGUUCUCUCACAUUUGACAAUGGUGAACAAUUGUAACAGUGUUCUUGUUAAUGUCAUCUAAAACUGCUUUUAGAAGUAGCCAGGCUAUAUCCACAUUUACCUGAAGUCUCCUACAUUUGUUCACCAGUUACUUCAGUGUAGCUUUCAAACAUACUCAUCGCUUGUAUUAGACAUUUUGACAGGUGACAUGCUCCAAUUAUGGUUAGUAGCCAUUCUUAAGCAGAAAAUGUACAAGGCAUUUUCAGAUCUGCUGAAAAAUUCACCAAUCCAACCCUUUUAGCCGAAGACUCUUUUUGCUCUAUAACAAGGGCAAUCGAUGUGUUGUGGGUGCUGUAUGCUUUACUUGUUUUGCUAAAACAAGAAUUGCAGAUAAUUAGAUAAUGCAUCAGAAUAUACAACUGUGAUUAGUGUUCUGUCUUUUUUUUAUCUAACAUGCAGGCUAGCUGCGUAUCUUUAUAUUAAUAGGGAGGAAAAAGGCCAACCCACUCUAUCACACUAGAACAGAGGGGUUGUAGUACAGGAUAAGAUUACAAAAUCACCGGUAAAAGGUAAACAAACACAACCUCAAUAAGGCUUGUUAGAUUAGCCCCUUCAUCCAACCUAGUCCUAGUUCCUGGAGUUUUCAGGCUCCAGCAAAUUUCCAUAUCUUCAGUUCAUCCAUGAACAGGCGCUGUGCAUUUUGAACCGAUGGAAGAGCGCCCAUCGAAGAUACACCUGUUUCUUUGUUUCCAUAAGGUCCAAGCUCCCAAAAUAACAGCACUGUUGAAACCCUCUCUGAGAUGCAGUAAUCCGUUUGCUAGCUUUCCUCCACUAAUCAGCAAACUUCAGCUGCUCUCGUCUUGGAACUACUCGGUCAAACCCAACAGGAGCUAACACCAUGUGCCAGAAUUGCCGAGGGAAAACACAAGUUGUGAGAAUGUGCUGGACUGUUUCAGCUUCGUGAUCACACAACACACAAUUCUCAGGAUGUGGGAGAUCUCUCCUAGCCAAUCUGUCUGCCGUCCAACAUCUGUUUUUAAUGGCCAGCCAAAGGAAUACUUUGCAUUUGGAUGGUUCUCGGUCCUAUAAGUGCAAAUAAUUCUUGUUACUAGCACUUAGCAGAUGUCGUCAUGGGAAUCAUUCCUAGCCCCCUUUAGAAUCUGAAGAUUACCCAUCAUGGAGAGCUGCCCCUUUGAACCAUCCACAUCAGGAGAUCAUAUUGUGGUUGACUGCCAGAAUACUUUACCCUCUAUACUCGUGGAAAUCUAAUCCCAUUCAUCAGGGCACUUUGCACGAUUGCACAGGCAAGAAUAAGUUUCAGAGCAUGCAUUGGCAAAGCUCUGGAUUCGAGAGUUCGGCCAUAUGCUGUUGAAGUAGGUUAAGUUCCCAGGAUUAUGCUGACAGCCUGGUGGGGGCUUGCCUCCAUUAGUUGUCCCCUUUUUUAGGAAAGUGUGUUUUAAACCCAUUCAGUAAGAAAGGUUCCUGAUUAUAUAUGGUAAAGUGAUAUACUCCCUCAGUUUAUAAAUGUAUGACAUUUUUAUAUUGACAAACGUGACAAUAAAAGUUAACAGAA